GCCCAGCUAGUUGAGCAGGUAGAGCAGGUUUCGGUACCUACAGUCACACUGAAGGAAGGAGCUGACGGAUACACGCGUGCACGAUUGGAGAGACACCCGGAAUGAUCGUCAAGUGAUUAGCGGCAGUCUCUACCAGUCGGCCCCUCGUUGAUUAAAUCGUUCCUCAGUCUUAACCAAAAUGAAGCUCUUGGUCGUUUUACUCGGCUUGAGUGUGGCUGUGAUGGGUGUAAUGAUUUUCCAGACUGUGCGCCAGGAGUUUAACCUGCGUACCAUGAAAACCCGCACGGCGGAGAACACGGCAGAGGUCAGCAGGAAAGAGGGCUCCAUAGUCCAUCUGAAAAACAAAAUCAAGGAUCUGAAGGCAGCGAUGUCGUCCGUCAACGCCAAGAUGGAAGAGCUGAGGAAGAAGAAAGCAGACACAGAAAAAUCAACACAAGACCUUGAUAAGACUCUAAAGACCUGCAACACAGAAAAGGCUGAUUUUGAGAAGAAGAAGGCAGAUAUGGCAGCAACCAUCGCUAAAUUCAAAGCUGAUCACGAAGACCUCAAGAAGAAGGCCGAGGAGGACAUUAAGAACUUGAAACAACAGAUUUUGGAUAGAGACAAAGCCAUUUGUGCAUAUGCGGAUACAACCAAGGCGGAAGCACGGAAGCUGUGUGGACUUCCUGACGCUCCACAAUGAAGUCGACUCAGAAACACUGACUGUGAACUUAAAAAUGAAGCAUGCUGUGCAUCCAAGGAUACGUUUUGUAAUAUUACUGAUGUGGUAACAGCUCUGCUUGGUUCUUUAUGAGAAAGUAAAAACUGUUGAUUUAAAAAAAAAAAAAAACUCGGCUGUUUGCAGAUCCAUUCAAACAGCACAGAUGUAGGGAGUGGAGUAAAUAUGUUGCACACAGUUUUACACAAUUUUGUUGUGUGAUUGUGUCACUUGGGUAAUUUAAGACUGCCUUUUUGUAUCUGUAAAAUACUUUGACACAUAUUUUUUAUUGUUCUGAUGAUGGACUUCACAAGUAGAUUAACUUGGCUGUCAUGUGGAGUCGUUACCUCAACAGUAGCUCUCCUCCUCAGCCUGCCUGAGGCAUAUGUUUUGGUUUCCAUGCCCCCUGAUGAAACCUGAAUGACUAGCAGAAACCAGAAAAGGACGUGGUCAUCAGUUUAAUUUCUGAGGUCUUUUGUGUGGAAUCAUCUGUUAACCAAAUAAACCAGUUUCAUUGGAACAAUAAACUAAUGCUUCAUUAAAAUAUCAUAUGUUAUGUUACAUGAUGGAAUGAAGGGUGGCAUCAGUGACUUGAAAAGAGUUUAAUAAAUCACUCACUGAGAAUAAAUCUUCACUGAUGCGCAGAUAAAUGUAACAUAUUUCUAAACAUUAUCGCAAUUAUUAAAGGUAUCUGGUUAUUA
Molecule: messenger RNA, 1398 nt
Organism: Thunnus maccoyii (southern bluefin tuna)
Lineage: Eukaryota; Metazoa; Chordata; Actinopteri; Scombriformes; Scombridae
Exons: 4
Coding region: 179-682 (167 amino acids)
Source: RefSeq, a predicted model, not a curated record